This is a messenger RNA of Echinops telfairi (small Madagascar hedgehog), 1996 nucleotides long. RefSeq names its product family with sequence similarity 221 member B (gene FAM221B). Lineage: Eukaryota; Metazoa; Chordata; Mammalia; Afrosoricida; Tenrecidae. The transcript is spliced from 7 exons. The record is from RefSeq and is a predicted model, not a curated record. The coding region runs from base 145 to 1929 and encodes 594 amino acids.
CAUCCAGGUCCUCUCCUCUGGCCUCUACUGACCGGCCACAGCCGACUCUCAACCCCACCCCUCCAUCGGGCCAACACUCCCCACUCCCAUCCUCACAGGAGCUCCUGACCCAAGGACUAGUGGUAGGCAGAUCGAAACCCAGAGAUGGAAGCGGGCAAGGUUACAGAGGAGCCUCAUACUGGCAGCGAUGCAGAAGAGCACCCCUCUCCAAAGGACCCCGCUGCUGAAGACUUUCAGGAGCCCCAGCCCUAUGAAGUUCCCGUGGAGCCUUCCAUCUCUGAGACCCCUCUAGAGCCUCAUAGCUCCAUGUCCCCUGAAGUUCCCGUGGAGCCUUCCAUCUCUGAGACCCCUCUAGAGCCUCAUAGCUCCAUGUCCCCUGAAGUUCCCGUGGAGCCUUCCAUCUCUGAGACCCCUCUAGAGCCUCAUAGCUCCAUGUCCCCUGAAGUUCCCGUGGAGCCUUCCAUCUCUGAGACCCCUCUAGAGCCUCAUAGCUCCAUGUCCCCUGAAGUUCCCGUGGAGCCUUCCAUCUCUGAGACCCCUCUAGAGCCUCAUAGCUCCAUGUCCCCUGAAGUUCCCGUGGAGCCUUCCAUCUCUGAGACCCCUCUAGAGCCUCAUAGCUCCAUGUCCCCUCUGGAGCCAUCCGGUUCCAAUAGCCCUUUAGGGACCCACACCUCUGAGACUCCUUUAGAGCACAGUGCCUCUGGGUCUCUGUUGGAGGUCACCACUUCACAGACCCCACUGGAGAUCAACACCUCUGAGAGCCUUUUAGCGAUCUACCCCGCUAAAAUCCCGUUAAAGCAAGACUCCUCUAGGACCCCCUCAAAGACCUCCCUAUCGGGAGCCUCAGUGGGCUCUCACACCUCUAAGGACCUUGUUUUUCAGCCCUCUGCAUCUUCCUCUAAAGAUGAUGCUCGGAAGGAAGUCCUCCACAUUGAGCCUUCCUCCAGUGAGGCUCCACAGACCAAGAUGCCCACCCUGGAGGCGCCUGACAUUAAGAUCCUUCCGAAGCCCUCCCUUUCAGGCCGCUCAGCCCAGGUGCACAAGGACUCCACAGCAGGGCAGAAGGAAGAGGCUGAAAAGGGCAAAGAAGGGGCGGCUGUCAGCGACAGCACUGCGCCCACUGCUCAGCCUGGAUGCCAGCUGGGAAAGAAGAAGGGGAAGAAACCAGCUAGCCGAUACACAGUCCGCCCAGUAGUCCCUGCUAGGCAGGCCGAGCUGGUGGAAGUGGCUAAGGCAAUGCACAGAGAUCAGUUUGGUGCUCAGGUGAAUCACCUUUUCCAUUGGGAGAAGCAGGCAGCCCUGAGUGCCAUCCAGACAGGUCUCUACAUUGGCUGGCGCUGUCCACAUUACUUAUGGGACUGUUUCCGGAUUGGGGAUGAGUCCCGGUGUUUCUGUGGCCACUUGCUGAAGGAGCACAGGAUCAUCUCAGGCAUAUCCGUGCCCUGCGGGGUGAGCCAGUGCCGCUGCCUCAUGUUCUGUUUCAUCCCAUCACGCCCAGAGGAAGUGGGCGAGUUCUGGCUCACUAGACGGGCCACCUUCAACCCCAAGGCCUGGAGAGCCCAAUGUCGCUGCAAACACAGCCAUGAAGAUCAUCUCGCCACUGGGUCACAUCCCUGCAGGCACCAAGGCUGUUACUGCAGGUUCUUUGAGUCAAAUUUCCUCUGCGCGGCCUGUGACCGGCGCUGGGAAGAACACGAGACUUUCUUUGAGACUGGGGAGGCACGGCGACGAGGAGGCAGGCCUCACGGCGCAGACUACUUGCCCUUUGCAGAGAUGCCUGCUCUUCAGGAAGUCAUCCAACACAGCUCUGACCUCACAGCCCAGGAGUCGCAGGGGCCCUCUGGCCUCCCCAGCUCCCAAUCUGCGCCCCCUGGACUUCCUGGCCCAAAUAACCCUCAGCGCCCCCCAAGAUCCGACACUCAUACCUGACCCUUUUGUAUUGUCACUCCCUGGAGCAGGCCAUUGUGAGCCUGGUUCAGGUCAAUAAACGGGAAGC